AUGGCCGAGUUAGCCCCCGGGUUCCGCUUCUACCCAACGGAGGAGGAGCUCAUCUGCUUCUACCUCCGGAACAAGCUCAGCGGCACCCGCCGCGGCGACAUCGAGCGCGUCAUCCCCGUCGCCGACGUCUGCGCCCUUGACCCAUGGGAGCUCUCAGGCAUGGCACAAGCGCAGUCCAUCGAUCGAGUGCAUUUCUUUGAGGCGGCGCACCUUGGCGCGUACUCCGGCAACGAGGAGCCGUGGUUCUACUUCUGCCCGCGGCAGGAGCGCGAGGCGCGGGGCGGGCGCCCGAGCCGGACCACGCCGUCGGGCUACUGGAAGGCAGCGGGCACCCCGGGGUUGGUCUACGCCGCCGACGGCCGCCCCAUCGGGACCAAGAAGACCAUGGUGUUCUACCGCGGCCGCGCACCGGCGGGGGCCAAGACCAAGUGGAAGCUAAACGAGUACAAGGCUUUCGAGUACGAGUACGAGGACGAUUCAGCUCCGGCGCCGCCGCCGAGCCAUGCUCCCCAGACGAGGAGCGAGUACAGCCUGUGCCGGCUCUACACCAAGUCCGGGUGCCCGCGGCAGUUCGACCGCCGGCCUAGCACUGUACCAGCCGCGGCGGGUGGCAGCGGCGGCGGCGAGAACCAGGCGCCGUCGUCGGCUGCGUUGCCAAACGGUGACCAAACGGGACAGAAGAGGAAAAGGGCUGCGCCGAGCGACGACGACACAUAUUCGAGUUACGACGACGGCGACGACGUCUCCACGCAGCAGCGGCUGCGGCUGGCACAGAGAGGGACCGGUGACGGUGAGGGGCUCAUCGAGGACGACAUGGCCGACUGGUCAGAGUUCUUGGACGACUGGAUUUGA
Miscanthus lutarioriparius is the source of this 852-nucleotide messenger RNA. Lineage: Eukaryota; Viridiplantae; Streptophyta; Magnoliopsida; Poales; Poaceae. The record is from the annotation of a GenBank genome assembly.